GGUGCGUGGCGCAGGAACCGCAGCCAUCAACAUGUGUUUGGUUGCGUCGGGUUGCGUUGAUGCCUACUAUGAGGUGGGGAUCCACGUAUGGGACAUUGCUGCCGGGUCGCUGCUGGUGUUGGAGGCUGGAGGAGUUCUGAUGGACGUGGACGGAGGAGAACCGGACCUGUUGUCCAGGAGAAUAAUAGCUGCUAACAACAGAACCAUCGCAGAGACGUUGGUGAAGGAGAUCGCCCCCUUCAGGCUGCCCAGAGACGAUUCUUCACCUGAGAAAUGAAAACAAAGAAACGGAUUAAAGUUUCUAAAGAUUUUCUUCUAAACAAGCGUGUCUGGAACGUCCUGUCCAGCUGCAGGUGACGGAUCAGAACCGUGAUACAUGUACGAACUGUCGGACAACUAUAACUGUAGCUUACUGUUCCAUGCAGUGCUGCGUUUUCAAUGUUUAUGAAAUAAAAU
Molecule: messenger RNA, 456 nt
Organism: Nematolebias whitei (Rio pearlfish)
Lineage: Eukaryota; Metazoa; Chordata; Actinopteri; Cyprinodontiformes; Rivulidae
Product: inositol monophosphatase 1
Biological process (GO): inositol metabolic process; phosphatidylinositol phosphate biosynthetic process; signal transduction
Molecular function (GO): inositol monophosphate 1-phosphatase activity
Source: RefSeq, a predicted model, not a curated record